Messenger RNA from Colletotrichum orchidophilum, 939 nucleotides. Its product is annotated as major facilitator superfamily transporter. Gene Ontology annotation, molecular function: transmembrane transporter activity. Gene Ontology annotation, biological process: transmembrane transport. The transcript has 4 exons. The coding region runs from base 1 to 939 and encodes 312 amino acids. The record is from RefSeq and is a predicted model, not a curated record. Lineage: Eukaryota; Fungi; Ascomycota; Sordariomycetes; Glomerellales; Glomerellaceae.
AUGACAAUCACCAAUGGACCCUACCGCAACGCCUGGAUCUCCUGCAUCUUUUCUGCUCAGGGUCUCAUCAUCAUCGUCCUCGGAAUCGCGGCGCCGUACAUGAUUAGCGACUUGAGCUGGCGUUGGAUGUACUACAUUACGGCUUUUGGUGCGGCGUCCUUUCUUGUGGGCGUUUACCUCUUCACGCCCGAGACCAGAUGGCCACGAACGCGCGCCGAAAUGAGCAAGUUGACACCACGCAUGAUCUUUGUGGGAGAUGCUAACAACGGACCUAAAGAUGGCGUUCCUCGUAGUAAGAUUGGCCAUCAGCGUGGUCCCAGGACCUUUCGCUACAACAUUGCCCUCUUCUAUGGCAAGAAUGUGGCUCCAGCUCUUUUGAUAGCACCCUGGUCAUGGGGCUUUGUGAACCUCAGCCUCUGCCUCGUGCUGGUCUUCAUCGCCGCCGUCGCCGUUGCCCUAGUCGCCGGAAGUGCCGCCGACUGGGUGGCAAAUCGCACUGCGAAGAAGCGCGGAGUCCGUGUCCCCGAGAACCAGCUCGUGAGCCUCAUCAUCCCGGCCCUCGCCGGCAUCAUCGGCCCCAUCUUCUUCGGCCUGUCUGGCUCGAACCAGGCACAGUGCCCCUAUUUCACGUUCCUAACAAGCCUCGGUGCGAUGGCGUUCGGCUUCCUGGGCGCCAACACCAUUGGGGCGGUCUACGUCCUGUGCUAUUCCCACCUUGCGAGCCCAGCUCUGGUCAACAAUGCCUUGUUCCGCGGGUUGUUGGCGUUCAUGCUGUCGUUCAACAUCUUUGGCUGGAUUGUAAAUAUGGGGUACUUUAAUGCCAUGAUAAUCUACGCUGGGUCGAUUAGCGCCUGUGCUAUUUUUGUUCCCGUGGUGUACUACUAUGGACCUGCCUGGCGCAAGAGGUGGCCUGCUGAGCAUUUCAGUGAUCAUAUGUAA